Danaus plexippus (monarch butterfly) is the source of this 2797-nucleotide messenger RNA. RefSeq names its product T-box transcription factor TBX20-like. Bases 680 to 2206 code for a protein of 508 amino acids. Lineage: Eukaryota; Metazoa; Arthropoda; Insecta; Lepidoptera; Nymphalidae. The transcript is spliced from 7 exons. Gene Ontology annotation, cellular component: nucleus. The record is from RefSeq and is a predicted model, not a curated record. Gene Ontology annotation, molecular function: DNA-binding transcription factor activity, RNA polymerase II-specific; RNA polymerase II cis-regulatory region sequence-specific DNA binding. Gene Ontology annotation, biological process: heart development; positive regulation of DNA-templated transcription; regulation of transcription by RNA polymerase II.
UAAACAUAUAGCCGGUAAUGUAAAUAUUAUUUUAUUGGCAAUUAUAAUGAAAAAAUAUUAGAAAUGGCAGAGGCCACUUAGGUCUUUGUAGGCUAUUACAAAGAAUUCUCAUCAUCCACUUUAUCGAAGCGAUAUCGGUUAUGGUAUGAAUAUUAAUGGGACAUCUUUUAUUAAGAUCCAUGGCUGCGGAUUUAAAAUUCGUACAUGAAACUUUUAGAAUCGUCGCGUAUUUAAGCGGAUCCUUUUCAGGACCGCGAGCCGUUUAGCGAAUUUCAAUAGUUAUCGCGUGGAGAAAAACACAAACGGGCAAGAGUGGCAUGGAUGUGCGAGCGAGAGGUCGGCUAACAAAGAAGUAAUAAAAAAGCGGUUGUGUGCGUGGUCGGAGUGUGGUGGCGUAGGGCGUCCCAGGCCCCUCCCUGAGCUCGUCGACGCCUCGCCGCAGCCUCGCCGGCCGCCGCCGCCUCAGUCUGCCUCACAACCCAGAGACGCAACGGUCUGCUCUGCAUUACAAUCCGCGCGUAAAAAGUUUUAACAAUAUUCCGAAACUUCCGAUAGCUGUGACAGCACGGUUUAAUAGUCACUGACGACUUAAACGGUUUUAGAAUAUUAUACAACUUGUGUAGGGUUGUGUUGGGAAGGUCGCGAAUAAAAUUACUGGUAUAGAUGCACUGUACCACACAUGGGAUGCGAAGUCGGUGAGGUGUGGUGCAAGUACUCGGAGGCCGUGAGCUUGAUGCUGCUGCAGGGCCGGGAAGGCUUCGAAGGCCGGGGGCCUGCCAUGGAGGAUGAGUGCUCGGCGAGGCCCUGCGCCACUGACUUCUCCAUCGCCGCCAUAAUGGCCAGGGACCGGCAGGAGCGGAGGGAGCGCCGAAGACACAGAGACCCCAGAGAAGAUACACUUACACCAUUAGAAAAGUUUGUGGACGCUACGGCAUCCGCUGCGGAGUCCCCGUCUCCACCUCUGGAAUAUGAACGGGAUUCCCCCGUGGACGUCUCCUCAACCUCAGAGGCUGGUUCAGCUGGAGCGCCCAGCGGUUCCAGAGCUCUCUCCCCCCCAAGAAACCCUCAGCUGGCUGAACGAUGGUCCAGCGAGGAAAUGAGGCACAUACAGUGCCAUCUCGAAACUAAAGAACUGUGGGACAAAUUCAACGAACUAGGAACGGAAAUGAUCAUCACAAAAACAGGAAGACGAAUGUUCCCGACGGUGCGAGUGUCUUUCGCGGGAUGCCGAGCCGAGGCUCGUUACGCCGUAUUGCUGGACGUGGUGCCGGUGGACGGCAAGCGUUACCGAUACGCCUACCACCGCUCUUCCUGGCUGGUGGCCGGCAAGGCAGACCCUCCCGCGCCAGCGAGGCUCUACCCUCAUCCUGACUCACCCUUCUCCGGGGACCAACUUCGCAAGCAGGUCGUCUCCUUUGAGAAGGUCAAACUCACGAACAACGAAAUGGACAAAAAUGGACAGCUGGUCCUUAAUUCAAUGCAUAAGUAUCAACCCCGAAUCCAUCUGGUAUUACGAAGAGAAGGAGCUAUCAACGCACCGAUCACAGACCUCGAGCAAGAGGAGUUUAAGACGUUCAUAUUUCCUGAAUGCGUCUUCACCGCAGUCACGGCCUACCAGAACCAACUUAUAACCAAACUUAAAAUCGACAGUAAUCCGUUCGCAAAGGGAUUCCGCGAUUCUUCACGUCUGACGGAAUUUGAGAGAUUCUAUAUCACGGGGGAGCACGAAAGAACAUCAGUCUUCCCCGAUGACGCGCGCCUCGGUGCCGCCCAUCCUAGAGAGACGAUGGAGUCGAUGCUGGCUGAGCAGCAUUAUUUACGGUCACCUCUUAGACCGUUCGAUCUGGAUCAGCACAACAACAAUCUGACGCUGGAAGAGAAAGCGAUUUUGGCGGCCAGGUCACAGUUGUUCUUGCGAGCAGCGUAUCCUCUGUACGGGGUACCAGCAGCAGCGUUGUGGGGUCAAUGGGCGUGUCUGGCGCCACAAUUACUGGCACAACAGCAUCUAGCUUCAGGGUCUGGGCUACAGUUGCCUCGGCCAGUAUACCCGGGUGGUGUGCCAGCAUCACUCUCGCAGCAUCGCUUCUCCCCCUACCCCGCCCGCCGUUCCUCACCGGGUUCCUCACCAGACUCCCUCCGCGCGAGUCCCCACUCCUUGCCCCCGCCCGCACCGCACACACCUCACGCACCCCACAGCCCGACCUAGUAGAAGACAUCAUAUACUUGGCGCACUAUCGAGCACUUUUGUUGCAUUGCUUUUGUGAAUCAGAGAUCCCUACGGAUACAGGAAGAUCGCACAUUUUUGGUAGCAGUGCAUAGUUGUUAAAUGAAUUGUUUUGCAAUUAUCAGUGAUUUUGAAGGACAGUGAAAAAAAACUAUCCCAGUGUCAUGUACCAUAUUGUAAAAUAAUGUAUUUAAAUAUCAUAAUAUUAAGACUGUAAUUAUUGUUAUGAUAGCAUAAUAUUAUUAUGUUCCUAAUUUCUUUAUAAAAUAUUUUCGUGAACAUUAAUAGAAACAAAAUUUUCAAUGUAACUUCGUAAUGUUGGUUGGUUUAUCUUCAUUAAUUUUCAUCAUUUUAAAUGUCAUAUUCGAUACUGGUUAGGUGAAAUGUGCAAUAAUAAUAUUGUUUUAGCAUUCUAGCUGUUUGUAGAAUGAUAGAAGUUACAAUUAUUGUCUGUGUUUAGGGUACUCAACUAAAAUGGACACAUAAAAGUACCCACUAUAUUAUAGAUAUUAGUUAAAUUAUAGUAAUUAUAAAUAAUAUAUUAAUAAAGAAUAAACAAUUAAAUGUUUGUUA